AUGGCCCCUCAAGGUCCUUUACCUUCGGCAUUCAAUGUUGCGGACAGAGAUGUUGCUGAUAAAGAAGCUGCUCAAAUGUUCUACGCCGUGGUUUGCCAUUUAAUUUUGCAAGUUGGGAAGCGAAUAUUUCACUAUCAGCCAAAAUACACAAUGAAGCUAAAGCAGCACUGCUCAAGAAGCACAAAAUCAUCUGCAGCGGGAAACAUUUCUCAAAAAGGUAGACCGAAGGAAACUGACAACCACCCUUAA
Messenger RNA from Ilex paraguariensis (yerba mate), 249 nucleotides. The record is from the annotation of a GenBank genome assembly. Lineage: Eukaryota; Viridiplantae; Streptophyta; Magnoliopsida; Aquifoliales; Aquifoliaceae.